GUCAAGGCCUGAGAUCCAGAUCAUUUUGGAACGACGGACCUUCAAAAAAAUGAGGCAACUCCUCCAGCAGAAACUCAAUUCGACUCAUUUGCUUCCGUGGUCGUUCUGAGGCAACUCCACAGUCUUCAGGUCCAUAACCUUCCACUCCAGGCUCAUUUUAUUGUCCUCUCGUCUCAUGACGAUGGAAGCCUCUCCUAUUAUCUUCUUCUCUCUGGUUGCUCUUGUAACUCUUCCCGUCUCCUCGGAGGCAGCUCGUGCCUUCUUCGUUUUUGGCGAUUCUCUUGUGGAUAACGGCAACAACAACUACCUAGCAACCACAGCCCGAGCCGAUGCACCCCCUUACGGCAUCGACUCCCCGACUCGCCGACCAACCGGCCGUUUCUCCAAUGGGAUGAACGUCCCUGACAUAAUAAGUGAGAAUCUGGGAGCUGAACCCACACUGCCAUACUUGAGUCCCGAGCUCCGAGGGGAAAAGCUACUUGUGGGUGCCAACUUCGCAUCAGCAGGCGUCGGAAUUCUCAACGAUACUGGAAUCCAGUUUGUGAACAUAAUUAGGAUAUGGACGCAAUUGCACUACUUCGAGCAGUACCAGCAGAGAUUGAGCUCCCUGAUAGGUCCGGAGCAGACGCAGCGUCUCGUGAACCAAGCGCUCGUUCUGAUCACCCUCGGGGGCAACGACUUUGUCAACAACUACUACUUGGUGCCUUUCUCCGUGAGAUCUCGACAGUUCACCUUGCCUAACUAUGUCACCUAUCUGAUGUCCGAGUACAGGAAGAUACUUGCAGGCCUAUAUGAAUUGGGGGCCCGUCGAGUGCUGGUGACCGGGACUGGGCCCCUUGGCUGCGUCCCAGCGGAGCUUGCAUUAAGAAGUAGGACCGGGCACUGCGACCCUGAGCUUAAUGGAGCCUCAAAUCUAUUCAAUCCCCAGCUGAUCCAGGUCGUGAAUGAGCUCAACAGCCAGAUUGGCUCGGAUGUUUUCUUCUCGGUGAAUGUCUACUCGAUGCACAUGGACUUCAUAUCCGACCCGCAAGCAUACGGUUUUGUCACAUCAAAGAUUGCAUGUUGCGGGCAAGGGCCUUACAACGGCAUCGGGCUCUGCACUGUGCUGUCCAACGUAUGCCCGAAUAGAGACAUCUUUGCAUUCUGGGACGCCUUCCAUCCCACGGAGAGAGCCAACCGGAUCCUUGUGCGUCAAUUCAUGGCUGGAACAACCAAGUACAUGAGCCCCUUGAACUUGAGCACCAUCCUGGCCAUGGACGCAAGAACCUAGGCUGCUCAAGAUCUUUUUCGCUGUGCUCAGCUGCCAUGCUUCUAUCUUCUCGUUUUCCAGCAUGUUGCUAUGUUCAGGGUGAUUAGGGUUUCAUCUCGAAGAGUGUCGUGUGUGAGAUGGAGUUUCUCAGUCAUGUUUAGGUUGGUUGGAAUUUCGUAACGUAUGAAUUUGCAUUUAGAAUUGUUCGAACUUUUAUGUAGUUAGCGACGAUCGGUGUAUUGCAAUCCAGGAGGCUAACGAAGGUCUAAUGUCUUUAGUUGUUGCAGUGGAAUUCAUUCCAAGUUUAGUUGGUUA
Messenger RNA from Phoenix dactylifera (date palm), 1564 nucleotides. RefSeq names its product GDSL esterase/lipase At5g33370-like. The record is from RefSeq and is a predicted model, not a curated record. Lineage: Eukaryota; Viridiplantae; Streptophyta; Magnoliopsida; Arecales; Arecaceae. Gene Ontology annotation, molecular function: hydrolase activity, acting on ester bonds.